Molecule: messenger RNA, 2448 nt
Organism: Talaromyces rugulosus
Lineage: Eukaryota; Fungi; Ascomycota; Eurotiomycetes; Eurotiales; Trichocomaceae
Exons: 7
Coding region: 1-2448 (815 amino acids)
Cellular component (GO): nucleus
Molecular function (GO): DNA-binding transcription factor activity, RNA polymerase II-specific; zinc ion binding
Source: RefSeq, a predicted model, not a curated record
AUGAACUCGCGCGAACAGUCGGAUCUGCCUCCGGCGCCUUCGUACCCCUCCCCGAACCCGGCGCAAGUCGGCCAAGGUGCCAUGUACUACGGCGGUCGCCAGCUCACAGCUGAUGAAAUUCUCUCUGCUGAGCUCUCGCGCGAUGCGACCGGAGGAAAUCUUGCAGAUGGGCCGAAUAAUGACCAACAACACAACAACGCAUUCGGUUUCCCUCCCAACCAGCAAGUCGGUGUCGAUCCAAACCACGAUCUGAGCUAUGGCGACCAAAGCGCUCGGCGGAAGCGGUCGAAAGUGUCGCGCGCCUGUGAUGAAUGCAGGCGGAAGAAGGUUCGCUGCGAUGCUACUUCAGAGUCCGGCGUCGAAACAUGUUCCAAUUGCCGUCGUCUCGGUGCUGCCUGUCAAUUCAGCCGGGUGCCCAUGAAGCGAGGGCCUAGCAAAGGUUAUAUAAAGGAGCUGGCAGAACGUUUGAACACAUUGGAGUCGCAGAUGCAACCGCCGUUGACGCAUCAGGAUAUGCAGUAUCAGGGCAUGAACGAGGUCUCGUCUCCUCGUGGCUACCAUGAAUUCUCUCCCCCAAUGGAUGCGAGUCUUCUGGGGCGCAAGCGGACCUUUUCGAUGAGCGAAGGAAUUCAUGGCCUGUCUAUGCCGCAAUCUGCGCUCACCUCUCGCAGCCAACCGCCAACUGUCGGAGAGACUACGGCCAAUCUUCCAGAAAGCUAUCCACUGUUCAAUAUAAAUCUUGCGCAGAACAAGAUGUCCGGGCCGUACUGGAACGAGACCCAGGACCUAGCUACAAAUACCUUGCCCGUUGACUCGGUUGUUGGAUCUUUGUCCCAGCCGGCGAACGAAACCACGAUACCGCAGUCAGUGGAUGAAGGCUCUUUGAAGACGUACUACGAAAAGAUUCACCCUAUACUCCCCAUUCUUCCCAACUCAAAGGAACGGUUCCUUGAGAUUCUUCACCAGUGCAAUAGGCAGUUACAGGAGGUCUUUUCACAUGCAUUGUAUGCUGUCACGCAAACCAACCUCAACCGGGUGAUAACCACUUUUCAAGAGGUGAAUUCCAUAAACACCGCAAUUGACCUGGUUUCUUCGCAUCUCCGGGACCCUCACAACUUGCGGACUUUGCCAGUAAACUUUGUGUGGACACAAACGCUGUGCUUUCUGGUCAUCAACUGUGACAAGCAUGGCGGCCCAGAAAACUUACACGGAAAGUAUGGUCUUGCGAAGCAAACGCUCGUUGACCAUCUUUCCGGCUUGGCCUACAAACUCUCCAAACAGUUUGAGCAAAACCGGGACCCGUUUCCUGACCUUCAAGAUGCAGAUUCCGACGCCAACAUUGCUCGUCGUGGAUGGUUUGCUGCAAGCAUUCUAUGCCGGUGGAGCCAUGUUGGGGCGGGGGAGCGAGAUGUCAUGGAAGACGACCUUCAAGACAUCGAUCUUCCUUCUGAUCCGAAGUUUAUGGGAUUUGCGGCAUUCCAGCUUGCUGCCUACUCUAGUGAGUUGACUUCAGCUCUCCGCCUUAUCGAGAUCGACCCCGAUGUUCUUUCGGUGAAUCCACGGUUCAAGAAGAUGUCCCGGUCUCUUCUGUUUCACAUGCUCAAGUCUGUGCUGAGUGUCGAACAACGCCUGGACGCGGUCGAUCGAAUGACCACCCCGCCCGGAUACAUGGAGGCCCUGGGCCCACAGGUUUACUGGACCAUCAACCUCUUCAUCACCCGCCCUCUGUACGUGUUUGCGCCGUACGAGGUUAUACAUUCUGCCGAAGCCCUCGUCAAGGAACUGCACAAGGAUGUGCCAACACGCCUACCCUCGCCCAUUGACAUUUACUCCUUGGCUCUAGCCACUUUGACCCUGCUGGAAGCAUCGAAAAUCCCGCUGUGCGCCGAGUUUUGCUGGGAGCUCCUCGCCAACAUCGAGCAGGUCCUCGAUCGUCGUGCGCAAAAUUCGGCGUUGGCUGGCGAGUUUGAAGAUCUCUUUUCCACUCCCCAGUGGGACCGCCAGCUUCGGCUGUGGAUUGAGGCUGAGAAGCCUCAGCAUGGUGACGCUACAGGACAAAACUCGUCCUCCUCUGCCAACAACAACAAUACAACCACAACCAACAACACAACCACAACCGCUUCGGGCAACAACUCUACCGCCCACCAAGCACCCCUCGUCGGCCCCAACGAGCAACGAUCUCUACAACAUCUCGCCGACCUAGCCGUCGGCGGCGGCGGUGGUGCUGGUGGUGGUCCAUCAUCCCCUCCCUCGCCAUCCGGCAAGUUCAACAUUGACGCAUCCGCAGAAGGCCUACCCACAACCUCAUCUGCCGCCGAUCUGGGCGCAUCUCACGGCGUUGGAGUAGUCGGCGGUGCAAACGGUCAAAACGGGCUUGUCGAUUUCAGUCUGGCUUUGCGGAGGGGGUUUAUGAAUGUUUUGAGUCUUCCGCCUGUACCACGUCACUAA